AUGGGAGGACACAGACGUGACCAAAGUGAUUCACAUAUGCCCCUUAGGCAGUAUAAUGAUCUACAUCGGUGUGCAUCAAGUGAUUCACAUGAAUUACGUGUACGCGUUGAUUCAACACACAGUAUUCUUGAACCACGACUAUCAAAUGGUGUUAUCAUAUCACUUACUGGUAAUGCUGAUUCGUGUACUCUUUCUAAUGAACAGUGCUCUCAACAGCCUAUUAUAACGUUAUGGCGGCGAGAAGUGAUCAAAACCGUGGUAGCAUUCUUCUGUAUGAUGUUAUCGGCGUUUUUAAAUUUUUUCCUUCUGACUGUGAUUCACGAUAUAGUACCCCGACAACCUCUGCCAGAUCUCGUCUUCAUGCUCAUACCACAACAGCGGUGGGCAUGGGCUGUCGGUGAUGUACUAUCCACUGUUAGUUCAGUGGUAGGUUUUAUAUGUGUAUUUAUGCAUAAAGAAAGGAUUAUCGUACUACGACGUGUACUUCUUCUUGGUGCAAUUAUGUACGGUUUAAGAGCCGUUGUACUAGGUGUCACAUUUUUACCACCAUCUUUUCAUAAUCGUGAUGAAAUCUGCCAACCUCAAGUCAAUCGAACGGCUAUGUAUGCUAUGGAGGUGGCUACUAGAUUUUUCACUUAUGUGGUUACGUUGGGUUUAACAUCUGGUCAAGAGAAGAUUCUUUGCGGUGAUCUCAUGUUUAGUGGUCAUACGGUCGUUCUUACAAUUAUGUAUUUCACUCAGCUACAGUACACUCCAAAAGGACUCGUUCUGUUACGAUAUAUUGCGACUCCGAUAACAUUUUUGGGUAUUGCCGCAUUGGUGGUGUCUGGUGGCCAUUAUACAAUGGACGUAUUGAUUGCGUAUUGGUUAACGAGCCAUGUCUUCUGGGGUUACCAUCAAAUGUUCGAUUUACCGAAAUCUCAACGAACAAGUGCGCCAAUGUCACGAUUGUGGUGGUUUUGGUUGUGUUACUGGUUCGAAAGCGAUGUUCCAGAUGGACCAUUAAAGAAUGAAUGGAACUGGCCAUUUGGUAGACCGAUAUUCAUGCGUAAUCUUAUCGCUUAUAUUAACGACAAAUUGCAGUAG
Anisakis simplex (herring worm) is the source of this 1086-nucleotide messenger RNA. NCBI's taxonomy places the organism in Eukaryota, Metazoa, Nematoda, Chromadorea, Rhabditida, Anisakidae. The record is from the annotation of a GenBank genome assembly.